GCCCGCCGCGCUGUCGCGACUGCGCAGUGGGAGCCGGGGGACGCGGGCCAUGGCAGCCUGGCGGACCCUGGGCAAAAGCCGUCGCGCUCCUCUGAGCCGCGCCUUCUCCGACUGCGGCUGUCGGCUCGCCCCCGAGCGCGGCGCCGAGUGCAGGGAUGCGGCGCCCGGCCGGAAGCCGAGAAAAACGCUGCCUAGAGCAAAGCCGCCAUCUUCCGUCUCCCCAGGAUCAUUCUUUAUUAAGACAUUUUACCAGGACUCGACGUUGACACCUCUUUCUUCUUUGGAAACUGCGCUCAUGCGCGUGAUCCUGGCCAGAGUCGCCGAGGCCCGCGCCCGUCAGGCGGGCUCCGCCUCCGGGUUCCGCCCCCCGAGCAAGUCUCACCGUGACUGGAUCGGACCGCCAGACAAGCUGUCCAACCUGCGGCCCGUCCACUUUUACAUCCCCGAAGACGAAUCGGCCGCGGAACAGAAGCUCAGAGAAUUAAGACAAGAAACCCAGGAGUGGAACCAGCGGUUCUGGGCGAACCAGAACGUGACCUUUCGCAAGGAAAAGGAAGAGUUCAUUCACUCGCGACUGAAAGCUAAAGGCCUGGGACUGAGAGCGGAGUCAGGUCAGAAAGUGACAUUGAGUGCUGAAGAAAUGGCCGACUUCUACAAGGAGUUUCUAAGCAAGAAUUUCCAGAAGCACAUGUAUUACAACAGGGACUGGUACAGGCGCAACUUCACCAUCACCUUCUUCAUGGGCAGGGUGGCGCUGGCGCGGCUCUGGAGCAAGCUGAGCCCGGGGCGGAAGACGGCCAGCAGAUAGGGGCCCGCCCGCUGCCCGCACCCCAGGCCCCCCCGGGAGCUGAGGCGGGGCCUGAAAGCCUGUGAACGACCUGAGUCCCGCCCCUUCUCCCUGGGGCCCUGGGCUCCUGCCGCCGCAGGGCCACCGCAGGGGCGCCGCUGGGAGGAGGCGGGGCCUGGUGCACCGGGGCCACAGGGCCCAUCCUGCCUGGACUGCCAGCCGGCCCUUGGCCACAGAAGGGACACGAUACCAACUUGAAGUGGAGGAAUAUGGAAACGCCAAUAAAACGUCACCUGGAAA
Phyllostomus hastatus (greater spear-nosed bat) is the source of this 1087-nucleotide messenger RNA. RefSeq names its product cytochrome c oxidase assembly factor 8. Gene Ontology annotation, cellular component: mitochondrion. The transcript is spliced from 7 exons. Gene Ontology annotation, biological process: intrinsic apoptotic signaling pathway. Bases 50 to 808 code for a protein of 252 amino acids. NCBI's taxonomy places the organism in Eukaryota, Metazoa, Chordata, Mammalia, Chiroptera, Phyllostomidae. The record is from RefSeq and is a predicted model, not a curated record.